Molecule: messenger RNA, 1273 nt
Organism: Glycine soja
Lineage: Eukaryota; Viridiplantae; Streptophyta; Magnoliopsida; Fabales; Fabaceae
Product: AT-hook motif nuclear-localized protein 28-like
Exons: 1
Coding region: 202-1017 (271 amino acids)
Cellular component (GO): nucleus
Molecular function (GO): DNA-binding transcription factor activity; minor groove of adenine-thymine-rich DNA binding
Source: RefSeq, a predicted model, not a curated record
CCCACCCUCUCUCUCUCUCUCUCUCUCCAUAAAAACCCCAACCCCAUUUCUCCAAUAAACAAAUUCCAAAUCCUUCUCCAAUCUUCUCUUCUCACACAAUCUCUGUUCAACAACGCUAGAGAAUAAUAUCUCAAGUAUCAUGUGGUGAGAUGAACCAAGCACAACAACUUCAAGAAGCUUGAAGUGUGAACUGUCUCAAACAUGUUCUCAAAGCUUCAGCCACAACACCAGCAACAGCAUCAACCUUUUCAAUUCUCUCGUGAAUGUCAAACGUCCGAGGACGAUGACAGCCGAAGCAGCGGUGGCCCUAACACCGCCGUCGCCCAAAAAUCAGUUUUAGGCGGCGGAGGAUGCAGCGAUGGGGCCACAAUUGAAGUGGUGCGGCGGCCCAGGGGCCGCCCGCCCGGGUCCAAGAACAGGCCCAAGCCGCCUCUCAUAAUAACGCGCGAGCCCGAGCCCGCCAUGAGCCCGUUCAUUCUAGAAAUCCCGGGCGGAAGCGACGUCGUCGAAGCCCUAGCCCGGUUCAGCCGCAGAAAAAACACUGGCCUGUGCGUGUUAACCGGUUCGGGAACCGUCGCCAACGUCACUCUCCGUCAACCUUCUUUCUCUCCCGCCGGCGCCACCGUCGCCACCGUCACUUUCCACGGCCGCUUCGAUAUCCUCUCCAUGUCCGCCACCUUCCUCCACCACGCCUCCCCGGCGGCGAUCCCGAACGCCUUCGCCGUGUCCCUUUCCGGACCGCAGGGGCAGAUCGUCGGCGGAUUCGUCGCCGGCAGGCUCCUCGCGGCCGGCACGGUGUUCGUGAUUGCCGCGUCGUUCAACAAUCCGUCGUAUCACCGGCUUUCGUCGGAGGAGGAGGCGCAGAACAACUCUGGCGGCGGCGCAGGAGACGCGCAGUCUCCGCCGGUUUCCGGUGGCGGCGUGGAGAGCGGACACGUUCCGGCUGAGUCGUUUAUGUACAGCUGUCACCUUUCUUCGGAUGUGAUUUGGGCUCCAACCCCUAGACCACCUUUCUGAUCAUCAUCAAUCAACUCUAUUUUUAAUUCGUGCUUGUGUUGUGAAUUUUGUUUCGUUAAUCUAGUUGUUUGAGUUGUAAUGCUGCUGUUAGCUUAUUUAGUUCUAGUUCUAAAUUCAAAAACAAUGAUUUAGAUUUUUGGUGUCAUGCUUAGUGCGUUAAUUACCCCUUGAUCCUUGGUUUCUUUUUCAUACUAGUGGAAAGCUGUUGACAUUGUGAUUUUUGCUCGACAGAAAGAAAAUUUAUGAUUUAGUUAUA